AUGCUCCCCAAAGCCUUGAUGCUGGCGGCCGCGGCCGGCCUGAGUCUGGCCAGCCCGGUGCGGCGACGGGAGGUGCCGUCGACACACCAGCUGCAUGAGCGCCAUGCAGAACACUGGUCGUCGGCGUGGACGAAGCGGUCCAAGGUAUCAUCGGGCAAGGUCUUGCCGAUGCGGAUUGGCCUGACACAGAGCAAUCUCGGGGCCGGCCACGACAGGCUGAUGGAAAUCUCCACGCCUGGUUCGGCCCUCUACGGCAAGCACAUGUCGGCCGAAGAGGUGGCCGACUUUUUUGCGCCGGCGCCGUCGGCCGUCAGCGCGGUCCACGAAUGGCUGACGGGCCACGGCAUUGCCGCUGAGCGCAUCGGGCAGUCUGCAAACAAGCAGUGGCUGCAGUUCGACGCCACGGUUGAGGAGGCCGAGGACCUGCUGCUCGCCGAGUUCUUUAUGUGGGAACACACCGAGACGGGUGCUCACGACAUCUCGACGGAGGAGUACCACCUGCCGGAACGUAUCCGCGAGCAUGUGGACUACGUGACGCCGGGCGUGCGUCUUCGGACGAAGCGGGAGGCCCGCAUGCAGGAGGUGCAGAAGCGCAGCGCGUACGACAACCACCCGCGGCCGGACAUUGUGAAGUUGCCGGGUUUCCCGCACCCGAACUCGAGCACGUGCUCUCUCUACGUCACCAAGGAGUGCACACAGAACCAGUACAAGAUCCCUAACGCCACGUUGGCAGCGGAAGGCAACCAGAUCGGCAUCUACGAGAGUCUCGAUGUGCACUACAGCCGCGCGGACCUCGACGUCUACUUCAGCCACCUGUACCCACACAUCCCGAACGGCACAUACCCGGAGGAGCGGUUGAUUGACGGCGCCAUCGGGGCGAUUGAGGACACGACGGAGUUUGUGCCCAGUGAACUCGAGGCGCCGCUCGACUUUGAUUCGGCGUGGCCGCUGAUCUAUCCGCAGGGGGCUGUGCUGUUCCAGGACAACGACGAGUACUACGAAUCGACCAACGACUACAACGGGUUCUGGAACACGUUCCUGGACGCGAUCGACGGCAGCUACUGCACAUACUCGGCGUACGGUGAGACGGGCGACUGCACGGAGGAGGCAUGCCGGGACCCGUCGUACCCCGACCUGAACCCGGGCGGCUACACGGGCCAGCUGCAGUGUGGCGUGUAUAAGCCGACGAAUGUGAUCAGCAUCAGCUACGGGGCGACGGAGGCACAGCUGCCGGACUACUACCUUAAGCGGCAGUGCAACGAGUGGAUGAAGCUAGGGCUGCAGGGCACAACCGUGGUCAUGUCGAGCGGUGAUUCGGGUGUGGGCGGCAAGGUGUGCAACGGGGAUUCAGGCAAGAUCUUCGACCCUAGCUUCGCAGCUACGUGUCCGUACGUGCUGGCCGUCGGCAGUACCGAAUGGGACCGUCAGGCCAACGCGACCGGGAAGGAGCAGCCGUACGAGCCGCUCACUGAGGUGGCCACAGCGCGCUUCGCCAGCGGUGGUGGUUUCAGCAACGUCUUUGGUAUCCCCGAUUACCAGCGCGAUGCCGUCAGCGCCUACUUUGACCAGGUCGAGAGCAGCCUGCCGUUCCAGGGUUACCACCACUACGUCUCCGACGGCAACUUCUCUUCCGUCACUGGCGGCCUCUACCACCACGGCGGCCGCGCCUUUCCCGACGUUGCUGCCGUGGGCGACCGCCAGGUCGUCUACUCCAACGGCUCCUGGUGGUUGGUAGGCGGCACCAGCCUGGCGGCGCCUGUCUUCGCGGCUGUGCUGAACCUCGUCAACGAGGAGCGCAUUGCCGACGGCAAGAGCACGCUCGGCUUCAUCCACCCGAUCCUGUACCAGCAUCCUGAGGUCUUCACCGACAUUACCGUCGGCAGCAACCCUGGCUGCAACACCACCGGCUUUCCCACGGCCAAGGGCUGGGACCCCGUCACUGGUCUUGGGUCGCCCAUCUUCCCGAAGCUUCUAGAGGUGCUGAGCAGUGCAUAG
Molecule: messenger RNA, 1995 nt
Organism: Grosmannia clavigera kw1407
Lineage: Eukaryota; Fungi; Ascomycota; Sordariomycetes; Ophiostomatales; Ophiostomataceae
Product: alkaline serine protease
Exons: 4
Coding region: 1-1995 (664 amino acids)
Biological process (GO): proteolysis
Molecular function (GO): tripeptidyl-peptidase activity; serine-type endopeptidase activity
Source: RefSeq, a predicted model, not a curated record